Bicyclus anynana (squinting bush brown) is the source of this 2528-nucleotide messenger RNA. RefSeq names its product probable glutamine--tRNA ligase (gene GlnRS). The transcript has 12 exons. The coding region runs from base 115 to 2454 and encodes 779 amino acids. Gene Ontology annotation, biological process: translation; glutaminyl-tRNA aminoacylation. Gene Ontology annotation, molecular function: ATP binding; glutamine-tRNA ligase activity. Gene Ontology annotation, cellular component: aminoacyl-tRNA synthetase multienzyme complex; cytoplasm; cytosol. NCBI's taxonomy places the organism in Eukaryota, Metazoa, Arthropoda, Insecta, Lepidoptera, Nymphalidae. The record is from RefSeq and is a predicted model, not a curated record.
UUCGUAUUCGUUUCGUAUCGUUUUCUUUUCGUCAUCCAAAAUUUAAUUUUAAACUUAUUUCUUUUAUGUGACAAAAACGUAUUUUUAGGAAAGUGCAUUGCCUAAUAACUUAGGAUGACACCCGAGGAAACUAUAGAAAAGCUUAGGCUUUUAGGCUUAAGUGAACAAAAGGCAAAGGAAACCCUAAAAAACGCUAAAGUUACCAAAUACCUACUUGCCGCGAUAAGUGAGGUAGAAAUUGAAAAGAUUCCUAACGGCGCUGGUUUACUGCUCUACCAUCUGGCUACUAAAAUAAAACCUCAAACGGAAAGUAGACUACCAUUGAUCAGCAAGUAUAUUGCCAGUGAAAAGUUAGAUUCCACCCUGAGAGUUGAUGCUGCAUUAGAUUUUCUUUUAAGCCACAUAAAUGAAGAAAACAUAAACUUGGUUGAUUUGGAAAACUUUUGUGGAGUUGGUGUAUCAGUGACGCCAGAACAAGUAGAGAAGGCUGUCGAAAAGCAAAUGGCGAAAUACAAACAGGAGCUUGUAGAGAAAAGGUACAGGUUUAAUUCUGGUAUAAUAAUGCAAGCAGUUAGAGCCGAACUUAAAUGGGCAGAUGGAAAAGCUAUUCAAAAUGAAGUGGCAGUGCAGAUAUUAGAUUUAUUAGGCCCAAAAACAGAAGUUGACUUGGCACCAGCACCUAAACCAGAAAAGAAGCCUAAAAGUGGAGAUGGAAAUAAAAAAAAUGAAGCAACUCCUGGCAACAAAGAGUCUCAGGUGUCUGCAACAAUUGGUGAUAUCGGAGGUGCAACAUCUAUGCCAGAAUUAAUGAAAAAACUGCCAUUUCAUACCCCUGGAGAGAACUAUAAAACAGAUGGUUAUGUUGUAACUCCUAAUACAAAGAAAUUGAUAGAAGAACAUCUUAAGAUCACAUCUGGAAAAGUAAGGACGAGGUUUCCCCCUGAGCCAAAUGGUAUUCUCCACAUAGGGCAUGCUAAAGCUAUUAACAUCAACUUUGGGUAUGCAGCAGCUCAUGAUGGAAUUUGUUUCCUAAGAUAUGAUGAUACAAAUCCUGAGAAGGAAGAAGAAAAGUUCUUUGUUGGAAUCAAAGAUAUGGUUGAGUGGUUAGGCUACAAACCAUAUAAAAUUACACAUUCAUCUGAUUAUUUUGAUCAACUAUAUGAAUGGGCUGUGAAGUUAAUCAAAAAGGAUCUUGCGUAUGUGUGCCAUCAGAAGUCUGAAGAAAUUAAAGGUUUCAAUCCUCCACCAUCUCCUUGGAGGAACAGACCUGUUGAGGAAAGUCUUCAACUUUUUGAGGACAUGAAAAAUGGUAAAAUCGAUGAAGGUGAUGCUACACUGAGGAUGAAAAUAACAUUGGAGGAAGGCAAACAGGACCCUGUGGCUUACAGGAUAAAGUUCAAGCCUCACCAUCGGACCGGCAACAAAUGGUGCAUUUACCCCACUUACGACUACACACAUUGUCUGUGUGACAGCAUUGAACACAUCACACACUCGCUCUGCACUAAGGAGUUCCAGUCCAGAAGAUCUUCAUAUUACUGGCUUUGUAAUGCACUAGAUAUAUACUGCCCAGUUCAAUGGGAGUAUGGAAGAUUAAAUGUUAACUAUACAGUUGUGUCCAAGAGAAAGAUUGGAAAACUUAUUGAAGAAGGUAUAGUUAAAGACUGGGACGACCCCCGCCUGUUCACGCUGACGGCGCUGCGGCGGCGCGGCGUGCCCGCGGCGGCCGUCAACUCGUUCUGUGCGGCGCUCGGCGUCACCGGCGCGGUGGGGGCCGUCGACCCCGGCAUGCUGGACGCCGCCGUGCGCGACGUGCUCAACGUCACAGCACCCAGGGUCAUGGUUGUACUAGAACCCUUGAAAGUUACCAUAACGAAUUUCCCAAGCGAUAAACCGAUACCAGUUCAAGUGCCAGAUUUCCCCAACGAGCCAGAGAAAGGGUCACACAACAUAGUAUUGGAUAGAGUGCUUUACAUCGAAGCCACAGACUUCAAAGAGCAGCCUGAGAAGGGAUAUCGUCGUUUGACUCCCACCCAAUCAGUAGGCUUGCGACACGCUGGAUAUGUCUUGAAGGUAACGAAAGUAGUUAAAGAUACAGCAGGAAAUGUGAGUGAGCUGGAAUGCACUGCGCAGUCUACGGAAUCGUCUGAAAAGCCGAAAGCGUUCGUACACUGGGUGUCGCAGCCCACCACUGUACAAGUUCGUCUGUACGAGCCUCUGUUUAAACACAAGAACCCCGAAGACCCAGCGGAGGUGCCAAGCGGGUUUCUGUCCGACUGUCGCCAGGAUACGUUGAAGGUCAUGGCAGCCUACGCUGACACAUCCAUCAAGGGAGCAAAAAUAUUUGACAAGUUCCAGUUCGAAAGGAUUGGUUUCUUUUCUGUUGAUACAGACUCAAUCCCUACUAAGAUGGUAUUUAAUAGAACCGUUUCUCUAAAAGAAGAUGCUGGAAAAUAAUGUAUAUGUGAAUUUAUUUAUUUAUGAAAUACAUACUUACGAAUUUUUUAAUAAUAAAUAUUCUAUUAAAUAGA